GGGGAUGGUGCAGAGGGUUUAGGCGCUUCCCGCCCUUACAGUAACUCUGGAAGAAGAAACGAAAACAAACUGGAUUUCUCCCCACCCCCCCCCAGUAUAUUUCCAGUUGCUUCAAUAUCAGCAGCAAACGUGAACUCAAGAAUUGAAUGAAUACUUGUAAAACGUAGCAUGGAUACAGUGACGGUGCUUUAUUUCUCUGUGACAGGGAAGGUCCUGCCCUCGAUUAGCGUAACUCCUUUUUAUUGGGAGUUGAGAAAGCAGAGCAGUGUUAUCUGGCAGGAGUCAAAAUAAGGAAUGUAACCUUUUCAACCCCCCCCCUCCAUCCCCCCAGUCCCUCUUUUCAGUGCUUUGUCUCAUGGAGCACCAACCACAUACACUGUUAACGUUAAGAAAUUUUAACUCUGUUGGAUGAUAUCUGUACAGCCUGUAGAGAAAUGCUUGUCUCCUUCAGCGAGGGUUAUUGAGUUUUCACAUUGGGCAAGUUAUUUCUAACUUGAAAUUUUGAGCCUGGAUAAUUGACAUAAAAUAUUUUUUGAAGGCCCUUGCUAGCAGCUGCAGAGUAAUGCACUUGACUGUGGACAGAAAAAAAUCACCAAAUUCUUGUGUCUUUACACUAUAUAACCAAAGCUAACUUAUGGCAAAUAGGGUGUACAUUGCCUUUUGUCAACCUGUUUGUGCAUGUGUCUACACUCAGAUUUGUCUCUGGCAGACAUAAGCACCUAACUAUUGCAAUGCAGUAAAGUCACCUGCCUGAACACUGGAGAAAUGGGUGAUCUACUGAGUGUGCAUGUAGAUGCUGCAUGAUGUGUAUUGACCCUAACAGUGCUCCAGGAGCUGUCCCAUAAUGCCUUGUUUGCUGCAACAGUCACAGCUCUUGUAACAGCUGUAAAUUCCACUGCCCAGGGGUCACAGUGACUGAAAACCCCACCUCCUUUGAAGUCACCUAUGUAUUUUUGAAAUGCCUUUUCCUGAUUGUCUACCUUGGUGAACAUGUCUGGGAACUCUCCCUUGUUGUUAUGUGUAACUAGCCAGCCGACCAGAUUGGCUCAACACACCAGACAUGCUCUUGCCUGCAGUAUACAAGAGAUUUUGGGUCUCAUGGGACUAUAGGGAGAAGAGGCCAUGCAAGCAAAGCUAUGGACCACCUGUAGAAAUGUGGACAUCUAUGAGCAAAUUGCAUGGGGAGUGCAGGCAAAGGGAUGCAACAGGAAUCAGAAAUAGUGCUGAAGGAAGUGCAGCUGGCAUGCUAUGAGACAAGGGAGGCCAAUAAUCAAUCUAGUGGUGAGCUGCUGAUCCGCUUUUAAAACAAACUGUGUGCCAUAUUUGACACGGGCCCCACCAGCACUCUGCAAACCACCGUGGAUACCUUGCAGGAGCCUGAGAUGUAGACCCCUGCCGUGAACAGGGAAGAGGAGGAGAGGGGGGAUGGGGGAGGGAGUCCAACCAUACAACAGAUCAAGACCUGUCUGAGACUCCACCAUGGUCUAGUCAGCCCUGGCAGCCAAAUAUGGAUGAGCCCAAAGAAGAGGAAGGGACCUUGGGAAGAGAUGGAGGUACAACAAAUAGAGGUGGUAUCUGCGUUUCGUUCCCCCACUGAAUUGGACAUGGAGAGGGCCACGCGGAGCAGUUUGUUUAUGUACAGAAGAAUGUCCCUUGUAUCCUCCUGAGAGAUCUCAGUGAAACUUUCAUGGUGUUACUCCGCAAUCCUCUCCUGAAGGCUUCUAGGGAUGGCUGCCUUAUUUCUUCUUCCGCAGAAGAUACUUUCCCACACCUCACCAUGCAGCUGCCAUUGUGGCUUUGAGGGGUGCCCCUUGCACACCUGCAGAACACCUGAUCCUGAAGAGGAGAAAGAAGAGGAUUAGUUCAGCAAGAUCUUGCAAGCUAUUGCUGCUUCGGGUUCUGAAGAAAGGUCCUGGAGACCAGCGUGACACAUGUUAUGGAGAAUGAAAAAGGAGACGGGGAAGGCUAGGAUUCCCAGCAGGAAGGGGAAAGGGAGAUGCACCAAGACAUAAUGGAGCUUCUCAGGCAGCAAACUCAAAUGCUGCAGAUGCUGGUUGACCUACAGGCCCCAAAAUCUGACUCCCCGCACUUUACAGUCCUUAGAGAGGUCUGUAGAAGCAGCCCUGACACUCCAAAGCAUAUCAUGUGGCAUCACAGGCCACAUCCUAAUCCCUAUAAUUCCUCAUUGUGUGACUGCAAAGAAAACCACUGCUUAACACACACCAUAUAGGUAUCUCACAUUACAAAAUGGCUUGUGUGCACUACUGAUUUCGGAUGCAAAUAACAUGGAUAGUGUUCUUUCGGAGGAGUCUUCGGAAUGGGAGGAUAAUGAUGAGACCGAGAUUGAAACUGAUGAAGAUGAUGACUCGGGAGCAGAGAUGGAUGAGGACAAGGAAAAUUAUGAGGAUGAUGACAAUGAUGGAGAUGAUGAGGAGGAUCCCAAUAAUUCUGAUGAUAUGGAAAUGGAAGAACUAACAGGAAAGGAAGAAGCAAAGAAGGGAAAUGGUACAGAGAAGCUGUCUGCAGCUGCUCUUUGUGUUGCUGUUGGCAGUUUCUGUGAUCCUGAGGAUCUGCCUGGGUUGGCACAUUUUCUGGAGCACAUGGUAUUUAUGGGCAGUUUGAAGUAUCCAGAUGAGAAUGGGUUUGACGCUUUCCUGAAGAAACAUGGGGGCAGUGACAAUGCUUCAACUGACUGUGAACGGACAGUCUUCCAUUUUGAUAUCCAGCAGAAAUACUUCAAAGAAGCACUUGAUAGGUGGGCACAGUUCUUCAUUCACCCACUAAUGAUUAGGGAUGCUAUUGAUCGUGAAGUUGAGGCUGUUGAUAGUGAAUAUCAACUAGCAAGGCCCUCUGAUGCAAACAGGAGGGAGCUGCUACUUGGAAGCCUUGCCAGACCUGGGCAUCCAAUGAAGAAGUUUUUCUGGGGUAAUGCAGAGACACUAAAGCAUGAGCCUAAAAAGAGUAAUACUGAUAUCUACACCAGACUGAGGGAUUUUUGGCAGCACUAUUACUCUGCUCACUAUAUGAACCUAGUUGUCCAGUCUAAAGAAACUUUGGACACUUUGGAGAAGUGGGUGAAGGAAAUCUUUUCACAGAUUCCAAAUAAUGGUUUACCCAAACCAAACUUUGGCCAUCUGACACAGCCUUUUGACACACCCGAAUUUUACAAGCUUUACAGAGUUGUUCCAAUCAGAAAUGUUCAUUCACUGAGCAUUGCCUGGGGACUACCACCACAGGAGAGACAUUACCGGGUGAAGCCACUUCACUAUAUCUCCUGGCUGGUAGGACAUGAAGGCAAAGGCAGUGUUCUUUCCUUUCUUCGGAAAAAAUUUUGGGCUCUUGCGUUAUAUGGGGGAAAUGGUGAGACAGGAUUUGAACAGAACUCCACCUACUCUAUAUUCAGCAUUUCUGUGACUUUGACUGAUGAAGGUUACGAGCACUUCUAUGAGGUUGCACAUGUUGUAUUCCAGUAUCUGAAAAUGUUGCAGAAAAGAGGGCCAGAUAAAAGAAUUUGGGAAGAGAUUCAGAAGAUUGAAGCUAAUGAAUUUUAUUUCCAGGAUCAGGCUGAUCCAAUUGAUUAUGUUGAAAGUCUUUGUGAGAACAUACAUAUCUUUUGUAAGGAGGACUUUUUGACAGGUGAUCAGCUUCUGCUUGAAUACAAGCCUGAAAUCAUUGCUGAUGUCCUUAACCAGCUCUGCCCUGUGAGAGCAAACCUUGUUCUGUUGUCUGCUGCCAGUAAAAGAAAAUGUCAUCUAAAGGAGAGAUGGUUUGGGACACAGUACAGUGCGGAAGAUAUUGACAAAUAUUGGCGUGAUUUAUGGGCCAGUGACUUUCCGUUAAAUCAGGACUUGCACUUACCUGAAGAAAACAAAUAUAUAGCCACUGACUUCGCUCUGAAGGCAUCUGAUUGCUCUGACACGAAGCACCCAGUCAGAAUUCUGAGCACACACCACGGCUGUGUGUGGUACAAGAAGGACAAUAAAUUCAAAAUCCCCAAAGCUUACAUACAUUUCCAUCUGAUCUCCCCACUGAUACAGCAGUCUGCAAAAAGUGUGGUACUUUUUGAGACUUUUGUAAAUAUCCUUUCUCACAAACUUGCUGAACCGGCAUAUGAAGCUGAUGUUGCUCAGUUGGAAUAUAAACUGGUAUCUGGAGAGCAUGGUUUGGUCAUUCGAGUGAAAGGAUUCAAUCAUAAACUACCUCUGCUAUUUCAGCUCAUCAUUGACCAGUUGUCUGACUUCAGUUUUACUCCAGCGGUUUUUGAGAUGAUAACAGAGCAGCUAAAAAAGACUUACUUUAAUAUUCUGAUCAAGCCAGAGAUGCUGGCCAAAGAUGUGCGUUCUUUAAUUUUGGAGCAUGGCAAGUGGUCUAUGAUAGAUAGAUACAGGAGAUUAAUGAAGGGCCUUUACACUGAGUCGCUCUCGUCCUUUGUUAAGGGCUUCAAAUCACAUCUAUAUGUGGAGGGGCUAGUGCAAGGAAACGUCACAAGCAGAGAAUCAAAGGAUUUUCUGAAUUAUGUUGUUCUAAAACUGCAGUUCCUUCCCUUGCCACACCCAUGUCCUGUUCAAUUUCGGGUGGUAGACCUGCCAAACACACACCUACUCUGCAAGGUGAAAACCCUUAACAGAGGUGAUGCCAACUCUGAAGUGACAGUGUAUUAUCAGUCUGGGGCUAGGAGUUUAAGAGAAUACACCCUUAUGGAGCUGCUUGUGAUGCACAUGGAGGAGCCUUGCUUCAACUUCCUGCGAACCAAGCAAACCCUUGGCUACCAUGUGUACCCUACAUGUAGAAAUACAUCUGGGAUUCUUGGGUUCUCUGUUACCGUAACCACACAAGCAACCAAGAACAACUCUGAAUUAGUUGACAAGAAAAUAGAAGAAUUUCUUUUGUACUUUGAGGGAAGAAUGAGGCUUUUAACUGAAAAAGCAUUCAGGACUCAGGUCAGUGCUCUAAUACAUAUUAAAGAAUGUGAAGAUUCCUAUCUUGGAGAAGAGGUGGAUAGAAAUUGGAAUGAAAUAAUGACUCAGCAAUAUCUUUUUGACAGACUUGCCCAUGAGGUUGAAGCACUACAAUCACUAACUAAGUCAGACCUAGUUGACUGGUUCCAAGCUCAUAGAGGCAAAGAGAGGAAAGCACUCAGUAUACAUGUGGUUGGAUUUGGUGAACAAGAAAGCGACUCAGAUGUUCAACAGUCCGUACUUGGUGAAAUAUAUCAACUCACAUUCUUACCCCCUUCCUCCUAUAUGAAGAAUACCAGUUACAUCAGGGACAUUAGAAAUUUCACAUUAAUGCUUAACCUCCUCCCUUACCACAAGAUAUUAAAAUAAAUUAUAGUUGUUUUCCCCUGCAUUUAAGUGUAGUUUAAGUAAUUUUCAGUUUGAGAACACUGUGAAUCAUUUAGCCUCACUAAAUGAAUUUGUAUUGUCAGCAGCGGUAGAUGAGUUCCUCCCUUAUUUUAAUGAAGAUUUGAAGCAUUGUACAUCCACUUCGCUCUCUCCCACUCCUCUGAAAUCUGAAACAAAUUUAUUUUUAACAGUUGUUAAUGGAAAGUAUAACUCCUGUCCCCAUUCUUAACAUACUUCAAGUCAUUUUCCCUCCCUUGUUUUUUAUUGUGUUCUUAUUGUGGUCAAUACAACAUGCUAUGUAAACUUAAAACAUUAAUAAUCUAGUCUUUAUAUUUUAGACACACUGUUUCAGAGAUCUCUUUGAACUCUUCAUUACUCUGCAAAGGCAUUUGUAAGAGCCUUAAAGAGAUACUGCACCGUAUCAGCAAAUUUCCGUACUUAAAACUGGCCUUCAAACAGUUUUUUAACCAGUGGGCUAUCUCACAGUCCAGAAUAGCCUCCAUCUACUCUUGCACUAGCCAUACACCCAACACAUCCUGGCACCAGUGGCUGCACAGGAGGGCAGCAUAGGACCAUCUACGCUGCUGGAGCAAUUCCCCAGGGGGCAUUUUGGCCGCCAUUAUGCUAUGAGAGCAGCAUAAAGGGAUCAUAAUGGCACCUUGUGAAAUAAUUUUUAUCUGUGCAAAGGGAUUGCAAAGUAAAUGUAAAAUGCUACAGAUCAGAAUGGUAGCAUACUACAUUCACUUUGCAUAGGGGAGACUACACAAUGUGCCAGGCAGCAAAGAAACAGGCCCUAAGCAUUUAAAUCAUAGUUACAGCUUUAUUUUCUAGUUUCGAAAUGAUAGAAUGACUUAUCUGAUUUCAUGCCAUCUGUGGGAUUAGCAAAACCAGAGAGACUAAUAAACAACAAACAUGACAAAUUAAUAAUGCAGAAGUAAUGUGCAGACAAUUCAGGAGGUCAGGCUGUUAAAGGCAGGGGACGAAUGACUGUCAUUGCUAACAGCUCAUAAAUAGACUGAUGUUAGCUCUAACACAGAUUGUCAUCCAAUUGUUUCAGUGUACAGUUGACUACAAAAAUUUUCACACUCCACCUAACCUUUUUAUUGUAGGAAACUCCCGACCAUCAAAACUCACUAUCCAUUACAUAAACCCAUUAGCCUUCCUCCUGCUGUUUAUCUUAUCAGCACUGAACUCACCGUUCAGAUCAGGUUCAGUGUUUAGACCAAAAUUAUACCCGGAAAUGCCAACAGUUUGAAGAGACCUCUGGAUUAUAUGAGAAAAAUGUAUAGGGUCAGCGAUUUUUCACUUAGCUGGCACUAAUUGUCUCUUUUUUGGUCGCACUUUCAGCAAAGGCCAGAGACUGAAUGAGUCAUGAAAUAGACUAUCAGUUCAUCCCUAGAGGUGUUUCUUCCCCGUAGUAUAGGGAAGCUGUAUGUUUCAGUUGUAUAGCUCCACAUAAACCUGUGGUCCUUAGACAAGGAUGUGGAAAUACUGAACCAACCUAGAGUUAGGGAAAACAUUUUAGCUCCCACCUUUCCCCAAUGAUGUAUGAUCCAGCAAUAUAACUGGGUAAAUGUUGCCAUUUGUCCUGUCAAAUUACCAAGGAUAUUUGCUUCCUUAAAUAACUCUGACUCCUAUCUCAGUAUAAAUAUUGUUGCCUUAACAGCUCUUAAAAUGUUACAUUAUUUUCAGCCCCAUCGCCCCUCCCCCCAUAGGUUUAAGGCACCCUUUGUAAAUAGCUGGCUCUGUGAAGCAGAGAGAGAAUGCUCUUUCAUUGCUGUGUACAGUGAGUGUGAAUUGAUGCAUUAAGCCACGUUAAAGGUUUUUUUGUUUGUUUCUAAUCAAAUUUCAGUAUUCUUCAACUCUCAUUUGAUACCUGGCUAGCCAUUACCCCAUAUAGGCUCCAGAUCUCAGAACAUUCCUCAGUCUAUAGCCUCUUGCUUUCUUCUGGCGGAUGCUGCUACCAAUUUCUAAUCCAAAACCUUAAAUCUUAAUCCUUCGGUCAGUAUCCCUUCCUUCUGGAGAAAUGGGUGGGACUUUUUUUUCUGUUUCUGAAUAUUUACUGACUGGCCAGAGAUUAUAUUCAAUCAUAAUUGCUAUAAUGAAACUAAAAGCAACAGUUCAAUUAUUCAUAUCUACUUGUUUGAGCAUUUAGUAUGGGGGGCUCUGAUUAUGAUUGGGGUUCCUGUGCAAAGCAGCAGCAAUAUAGCUAGGAGGAGACUGUCCAUCCCUCCAUGGUUUACUAAGCUCCCACUGGCCCAAGACAGGUGACUGCCAGGCCUGGAAUGUAAAUCAGUGUUCCUAAGGCAGCGCAUUGCAUAUGGGUUUGAUGUCAGUGGGUGGUCCAAAGGUCUGCCAUGUGGAUUGUAGAAUUGGGGUCUUGGUGUAGAACUUUUAAUUGAUAUUUUGUGGUGUACAACUUUUGCAUGUUUUCUUGUUGAUCUGAUUGCUCCUACAGUUCCUUUCUAAUGAUCACUGUUGACUCCUGUGUUGUUUGUUUUUUGCUGUCUUUAAGGUUAACAGUAAAUUACAAUGCUUUCAACUAGCCAGGAAGACAAAAUUCACCCCUCUGUGGAGAACCCCUCUCAAAACAUAUGCACCAGUUAAGUUCUCAAGUAGGCCCUUGUGCGUAGACCUUGGGUGAGUCUCUGCACAGGGGUGAAUUUCACCCUGUAAGGAGACGUUUCUAACAGUUCAUGACCAUGGAGGAACAUUCUCCCUAGUCACUAGAUAGGAAUCAGAUGGGGAUUAGGAAGGGAAUUUAAGACUUUUGUUUAAAAGACAUUGUUCCCCUGCCCAGUGAUCUAAUGGAGAGCUGAGUCAGUACAAGGAGCUGAUACAUACUCCAUCCAAGUGAUUGGGCAACAAAAUGGCAAAUUAAAUUUAAUGUGGAUAAAUGUAAAGUAAUGCACAUUGGAAAAAAUAACCCCAACUAUACAUACAAUAAGAUGGGGGCU
Messenger RNA from Mauremys mutica (yellowpond turtle), 8302 nucleotides. Its product is annotated as nardilysin-like. Gene Ontology annotation, biological process: proteolysis. Gene Ontology annotation, molecular function: metal ion binding; metalloendopeptidase activity. The transcript has 33 exons. Bases 2286 to 5327 code for a protein of 1013 amino acids. The record is from RefSeq and is a predicted model, not a curated record. NCBI's taxonomy places the organism in Eukaryota, Metazoa, Chordata, Testudines, Geoemydidae.